CCAAAUAAAAUUUGUUCAGGACGCCUAAACACUGCAAAAUCAGAAGGGACCUGAGCAGAAGCUCAGACAGGGAAUUGAUGGGAGAGACCUGAGAGCAUCUGGUCCUUCUUCUGGAGCAUUUUAAAGACUGCCUGGUUGAGGUGUGUGCCUGGAGCCUGGAUGUAACCUCCUCUGCCACCUGCCUUUCCCUUUAUGGAGCACCUUUUAUGAGGAGGCUGUGGCAGAGUGAAUUGUUUUGCUGGCAGCAGCAGUUUUGUUCCUGGAGGUGGUCAAGAACACAUGUCAAGUACAGAUUUGUAUUGAUUAUUUUGGCCACAGCACUUUUCUGCCAUGCAUGGCCUUUCCUGGGUCUGCUCUGAAAUGGGUGUGAGCUUAGAGUCAAAUUUUGGUUCAGUGAAUCUGACUUUUCCAGGAGGCUCUGAAAGGAGGGACCAGGUGUCUUGUGUGAUGUAUUGCCUCUGUGAACUUAGGUGCUUCUGGAUUUUAAUCUGGGGGCUCRCAGAGCUGUCUGUAGAGUUGUGCUCCUCACAAUCUAGUUUCUAAUGCUACAGAACUUGUUCGUGCAACUGCACAGCUCAAAAGAAUCCUUUACAGCGUGAGGAGCAGAAUUUGUGGGCAGAGUCUUGAACUGUCCUUUAGGUGGGAGAAAGAGUGCUGCUGUUAGUGUAGCAUGUUACUGGUGUCAUCUUUGCACACUAAGUGUAGUCUCAGAACUGCUGAGGUGCUCUGGGAUGGAUUCUGGGCUCUCAGUGCGAGGUCUAAAGCCACAGAUCAAGUGUGUAAACUCUGGAGGGGGGCAUGUUUUCAAUAUUUCCUGCUCUGUUGAUCAGUUGCUUGGUCUCCAUUGUGAGUUGCAUGGCUCUCCUUUUCUGUAGCCCAGACUUUGGGGUUAUACUUGGGAGUCAAGUACCUGAAAAUGUGAAAACGACAGGAGACAGACAUUUUAUCAGGGCCUUCUGUGAUAGUGCAAGGGGUAAUGGUUGAAGCUAAAAGAGGGGUGAUCMAGACUAGAAAUAAGGAAGAAAGUUUUUAUGAUGAGGGUGGUGAGGCAAUGACACAGCUUGUGUUUGCUGAAGUCUGCCAGGAACCCAGAAUGAGUCUUGCUGGUAUGGGCUCUUUGGGUAAGAGACUCUACUUCAAGGUCACUAUGCAAAUCUCAUCACUUAAUAGCUUUGGAAAAAUUCACUGUGGCAUCAGUGAGCAGUUGCUUGUCCUGUAUCUGUUUAUUUAGUGCAUUUGGAUUGAGGAUGACUGAACAUGUGAAGCCAUCUGGGUAUGAAUGGGAGCUGACUCCUUCCUCUUCUCUCAUGCUGAAGUAUAAAGCUGGAUAAUUAAUAAAAAUGGUAACACUUUGGUAUUUGAUUAAACUUGAAUUAAUGAAAGAUAUGGUAAUGGUUGCUUUUUUCCAAAUGGGUUCAAUGUUUUCCACAACUUCUUGGUAUUUACUCAGUGCUUAGGAAGCUUUUGGUUGUUUCUCCUCUUUUUUCUUUCUAGCCAGGCUCUUUGCUUGGCUAACACCUGCUCUAAUUUGCUGUGGCCUUACCUGUUAAAAGUAGAUGCAGUUAAGUCUACAUUUUUUUAAUUAUACAGCUGUUCUGCUAUUGCUGUUCARAAAGCAGCAGGAAAGACAGAAGAGCAAAGCAGGAGAGUAGAAAACAUUCUAUUUUUAGGACAAGAUUGGCUUAUCUCAUAUUUAUCCCAGCUAGCGGGGGUAAUGUUUCCAGAGAUCUCACAUGGGUAAGGGCUGCAUAAGACUGAGUUAAUUUUAACUGCCUGGCAGUCAACAAGCAUGGAGCCUGCACCAGAGCCACRGGAGCUGGGACCUCAGACAGAAAUGGUUGCAGACACAAUUCUUGAGGUUGGAGAGAGACUCUUCCAGGUCAGCCGUAGGGUGCUUUCGGUACACAGUCGAUAUUUURAAGCCAUGUUUUUCGGAGGAGCAAGAGAGAGCUCUGAGCAGCACAUWGUGCUCAAAGGGAUUGAUGCAGUGCCUUUUCAGGCACUACUUGAGUUCACUCGCACAGCCCAAGUGUUCAUAGGUCAAGAAAAUGUGACCAGCUUACUGGAAACAGCUGAUUUUUUUCAGUUUGACAGGGUGAAACUGUUGUGUGAGAAAUUUCUGGAGAGAGAGCUGCAUGUUUCCAAUUGCCUGGGCCUGAUGAUCUACUCRCAGCAAUUUGCCUUUACAGAAUUGUAUGUGUCUGCUAUGAAUGUGGCUCUCACUCACUGGGGGGAUGUGAUAAGCCAGGAAGAAUUUAAGGCACUACCCAAGGAAAUGCUGAUGCAGCUCCUGAAAAGUGAUGACCUCUUCGUUUCACGAGAAGAUGUGGUUUUUGACAGUAUUACAAUUUGGAUAAUGGAGGACCCAGCAACAAGAGAGGAAGAAUUUCUGGAUUUGGUGGGCGAAGUCAGGGUCACUUUUCUUAGUUUGUCGUUCCUUGAUAUCUUGGUGAAACGCAGCAAGCGUGCUGGAGAGACAGAUACCUWUUCCAGACUGAUAAAGAAGUUAGACAGCUGUCCUCCACCCAGCUGGCAAAAUCCGAAGCUGUGUCCUUAUGCUGGUCGGAGCUAUGACACCUUAUAUGUCCUGGGAGGAAAGCAUGACAAGGAGCAGCAAGAAUUAUUUCUCUUUCAACCUAAAACAGGGAGCUGGCAGGCUUGUUCUCCACUGCAACGCAGGAACCUCACCCAGUAUGCAGUGGCAGCAGUAGGGAGCUUCCUUUUUGUGACAGGAGGGUAUUUCCGGGAUGAGUUUGUGUGGUACAGUGUGGAUUGGGUGCUUAUCUACAAUUGCUUGGACAAUAGCUGGCAGGAAGGGCCAGCCAUGAAGAAAUCCCGCAAUAGCCACUGUGCAGUGGGAGUGGGGCUCUAUCUGUAYGUUCUGGGAGGGAGCACAGAUGAAGGGAUAAUCCCAGCAGUGGAACGCAUGGCUUUGAUGGAAUCAGAGUGGGAAAGCAUGAGACCCAUGGCUCAGCCUGUGGAGAGAGGCGAUGCUGUCAGUGUGGGAACAUGGAUCUAUGUGGUCUGUGGUCUGGAUGAGAAUGGACAUGUGUAUGAUGGAGUGCAGAGGCUGAACACAGAGACAGAUAGCUGGGAUGUCAUCUCAUUCUCUCCACUUCCAAGGUAUGACCUCUGCAUCACAUCCCUGAAUGGGGCUCUGUACACGAUUGGAGGGGGAGCUUUUCGAUUUGAUGUGGAGACYGAUGAAUGGACCCAGGUGAAUGAAGAAUGCUUGACCAAGAAGUUCUUCAUGGGAUGCAGCACCGUGAAUGGACAAAUUUAUCUCCUUGGACAGAGGAAGGGAAACAGUGCCCUCCCCACUGUAGUCCUCUUUGAUCCCUACAUUGAUAUGUGCCAGGUCAUAGAUAACAAACUCCCUUGCCCCCUUCCUAUUCGUGGCUGUGUCUCUGUGCGAAGAUUCGAUACGUGGGCAUGAGAGUGAAGUGCUUUACAACUGAAGGGAGUUAGAUUGCAUCAAGUUUGGCCUGUGACAUUUUUAAAAUUUUGUUCCUUUGUAAUUUUACCUUUUUAUUUUUUUUUCUACUUGACAAAUGAACUUGAAGCCAAAGCCAGUGAAAACUUUGUCUUCACAAAGGCUGUAUUUCAUUAUUGAAAUUGGCGAUCAAUAUUGUUAUGGUACAUAAACUCCUUAGGGUUGAUGCUCAAUAAAGGUCUGUUCUGACCUUUAACCU
Messenger RNA from Malurus melanocephalus (red-backed fairy wren), 3692 nucleotides. RefSeq names its product kelch-like protein 23. The record is from RefSeq and is a predicted model, not a curated record. NCBI's taxonomy places the organism in Eukaryota, Metazoa, Chordata, Aves, Passeriformes, Maluridae. The transcript has 3 exons. The coding region runs from base 1790 to 3436 and encodes 548 amino acids. Gene Ontology annotation, molecular function: protein binding.